CCUGAUCCAAACUGGAAAAAGUUGUCAAUUCAUCUCUAUAGAGCCAGGGAGACUGAUGCCGUACGGAUAGCAAGACCUCACAUUCAAACUGUGACUGACCCCAGCCUGAACUCAGCCAACAUCCUACAAGUCAUGCACCAUGUCCCACUAUGGGGGAGAGACGAUUCCUACAAGUCUCUUGACAUGCCACAGAGCCAGCAUGAUGAGAUAGUAGAAAAGUUCCAUGGUGAGGAGGCGAAGCAAGAACUGAUUACUGCAUGGCUAGACGGUCACCCCUGCCCUGCUGGGAGCACGUGAGGAAUCUCCUGAGGGAUGGAGUUGGAGAUGAGGUGGGAAAGAGAGCAGCAGAGGAGGUGGAGGAGACAUACCUCAAGA
Molecule: messenger RNA, 375 nt
Organism: Geodia barretti
Lineage: Eukaryota; Metazoa; Porifera; Demospongiae; Tetractinellida; Geodiidae
Source: the annotation of a GenBank genome assembly